AUGUUUUCACGUUUCGCGCUGCCCUGUUGGCUGGCAGUCUUGUCGUUCGCGACCUCAGUCGCGUCGAGUGUAACACCAGAGACCAAGAAUUUGUUUGUGGAUGCUGAUCUUUUUGAAGCUAUUGACGAUACUGCAGCCCUGCUCCUCGCGUGCACUUUGCCGAACACAAACCUCCUCGCUGUGAACAUCAACGUCAAUUCGACAUACUCUGCCUACGCAGCGUCAGCCAUCGUGAACCACUACGGCUAUUCUUCCGUCCCGAUUGGGUUGCCUAGACCCUACACGAACAUCACAUCGCCUGAACCAUUCGGAGGAGAAUAUGCAAGCAAGGUCGCUGCUGGAUGGUCCGGCGGCUCGGUGCCUAAUGGGCAGGUUAACAAGACUUUGGAUCCAGUAGAGCUCUAUCGGAAGACGCUCGCGGAAGCGAAGAACAACAGUGUGACUGUUGUCUCGAUUGGUUUCAUGGGAUCGUUGUCUGGCCUUCUCAAUACGACCAGCGAUAAAUACUCCGCGUUGGAUGGAUACGCGCUUGUUAAGGCAAAGGUGAAGGAACUAGUGGUCAUGGGCGGCGGUUACUCGCAAGAGCCAGCCAUCGAUGCGGAGUACAAUUUCGCGAUUCAGAACGCUCCACACGUCAUCAACACAUGGCCCGAUUGUGUUCCGAUGACCUUCCUUGGCGCAGAGGUGGGCGUCGAGGUCCUGUCGGGCGCACGGUUUACUGUGUGUGGACCCCCGAAUGACCCAGUUAAAUCGGCUUGGGAGUACUGGGGGUCUUACAACACCUCCGAAUACUCAUGGGACUUUUUAACCAUGGUCUAUGCGGGCAGGGGCCUGGGCAGUUGGUUCGAGUACGGAAACGAAAAUGGGUACAACUUUCUGUUCCCAAAUGGCACUAACGUCUGGGUGGAGGACGAACGCAGGACCAGCCAGCACUACUUGAAGCUCAAGGCCUCGAACGAGACGGUUUCCAAGGAAAUGGAUAAUCUGCUGCUGCGUGGCGCGUGGACCCACGCCCAGGUGGACUGA
Alternaria ethzedia is the source of this 1026-nucleotide messenger RNA. RefSeq lists its product as uncharacterized. The coding region runs from base 1 to 1026 and encodes 341 amino acids. The record is from RefSeq and is a predicted model, not a curated record. Gene Ontology annotation, molecular function: hydrolase activity, hydrolyzing N-glycosyl compounds. The transcript is spliced from 2 exons. NCBI's taxonomy places the organism in Eukaryota, Fungi, Ascomycota, Dothideomycetes, Pleosporales, Pleosporaceae.